Messenger RNA from Calliphora vicina (urban bluebottle blowfly), 8028 nucleotides. RefSeq names its product Discs large 5 (gene Dlg5). Bases 1174 to 7062 code for a protein of 1962 amino acids. The record is from RefSeq and is a predicted model, not a curated record. Gene Ontology annotation, biological process: negative regulation of hippo signaling. Gene Ontology annotation, molecular function: protein binding. Gene Ontology annotation, cellular component: plasma membrane. Lineage: Eukaryota; Metazoa; Arthropoda; Insecta; Diptera; Calliphoridae. The transcript has 9 exons.
CGUCUUUUUUUACAUUUCAUUCGUUGCAGUGCAAUAAAAAAUUUCACUUCUUAAAAAUUUUUUUAAAUAUAGUUUUUAGCCAUUAAAAACCGCGUAUUUAUUAAUAAAUUCUAUAUAAAUUGAUACAUUAACAAAUAAGCUUUAAGAUGAUAUAAAAAUUAUGUACAUAUAAAUAAAUUUGUAGCAAGAAAAAUGCAUUUGAAAAUUCUGAAAAAAUGUUGAUCAAAGAUGAAAAAAUUGUGUGACGGGUGUAUGUUAAAAUUGAGAAAAGUGUAGAAAAACGAAAAAGUAUUAAAGAAUAAAAAAAUAGAUGAAUGAAUAGAAAAAAAUAUGAAAUAACAGUAAAUGGAGACGUAAAACGUCAGUUGCUGGUGGAUGUCAUUGUGGGUUUCUUUUGUAUUAAAAUUUUUGUUGUAAAUAAUAGAAAGCAAAGGAAUGUGAACAUGAAAUAUGUAUUAUUUUAGUGCGGGUUAUAAUUAAUUUCUUUAAUUAAUAUCAUCAUUUUUGUUAUCAAUUUAAUUUCGUUUAUUUCUUCGAUAAUACUGAAUUCUGUUGUCCAAUGUGUAAAAGUGCGUGUUAAUUUGCGUACACCAAAGUAAGAAAAAUAAUCAAACAUCAUUGCAAAGCCUGUUGCUUUUAAUUUUUGUCACCUGUUUAAGAGGAGGUGUGUUAUUACAACGAUAUUAUUGCUAUAAUUAUAAAAAUCACAACUGCAAAAACAACAGUGACAUUAACUAUACUUUCUUGAUCUUUGAUAAUCAACCUUCAAUAAUUGUGUGCUGAGCCAACCUGCUAAUUUUCGAGUUCGUUAUUGUUUUGUCGGUAUUUGCUGCUUUCUUGACUGGUUUUAACAAGAAAAAAAAAAACAAAUUAAACUUCAACUCUUUUUAAAACAACAAACAAGUCUUGCUAUAAAAAAUUAUUUUUUUUUGUGUAUAUGUUCAUUUUUUAUUAGUUUAUUCUUUUUGGCAAGACCUUACCAAGUUUCCCACUGUUUUUUUUUGGGUUUUCUGUGGUAUGUGUGCGUGUGAGUAGUCUUGUAAGCGGUUUAAACAGAAAUUUAAGUUGCUCGUUAGUUGGCAGUUUCAAAGCUUAAAUUUCACGCAUCUAAUUGGAUUUUUGUAUAAAGAUUUCUUUGUUCGAGUGGAUUGUUAAUAUAAACUAAAUGAUGUGAUGGCUAAAAUGGCUUCAGGAGAUCUCUCUUUAACCAGUACUAGUAGUCAAGAAGAAGAAAGUCCUGAAUAUGCCGAUUAUGAUCGUACGCUACGACCACCGUCGAACUCUAGCGGCAGUACAACAGCAGGCAACAUGAAUAACAAUGCCAAUAAUGGCAACAGUAGCGGUGGUGUUGGAUCUGGUAAUCCAAAAAUUUAUGACACCAUUAAAAUACAAUAUGAUUCCGCACUAAUGGAACUGAAAACGCUGCGGCAUCAGCAUGGCGACACGGUGCGAAGAUGUGAUAAUCUAGAAAAUCAAUUGGCAUUUUAUCAAGAACAAUAUAAUGCGGCUAUGAAUCAAAUCAAAAGUUCCGAACGCAACAAACUAACGGACGUGGCUGCCGAGAAUGUUCGAUUGAAACAACAGAAUUCAAUGUUGGAAAGAAAACUUAUGCGUUUGGAGAAUGAGAGUGCUAAUCCGCAAGCAGAAAGGAAUGCCAAUUCAUAUUAUUGUGAUUAUAAUGAUGGCAGUAGGGGAGGUCCGGGAGGAAAUGGAACAGCCGUGGGCAAAUGUGAUGGCACAUGUCCGAAAAAUGAACAACUUAAAGAAGAGCUAAUUUUAAGUACGGAUAGAAAUAAUGAUUUGUUGAAAGAGAAGGAAAAGUAUAAAAAGAACUAUAGUGCCGCUUUAAUGGAUUUCGAGAAGGAAAGAAAGUUCUUUUGUGAUGCUCGCGAUCAGUUCAAUAUGCAAAGGGAACAAUUUCAAUUGCAGCGCGAAAUUAUGGACAAAGAAAAUCUAAAGUUGAAAAGUUUAUUGGCGGCGGAAUCCAAUAAAAUGUUAAUGAUUACAAUGCAGAAAGGUCGCAUUGAGGAGGAACUAAAUCAAUUGUUGUCGGAGAAAGACAAUGUCUUGCAGGAACAUCAAAAAAUGUCCGACGACUUGGCGGCAGCCAAUAAAGAGCUUGAGCAGUAUAAAAAAGAUGAAAUUAUGUAUAAAAAUGAACUGAAAGCUUUACAGCAAACGAUAGCUGAUUUGAAAAAACGAGACUUGCUAAAAUCACGCGAAAGUACGUGGUCCAAGGAAUUCUCCGACAGCAAAGAUGAUUUCAAAGAAAUCGAGAAGUUACGUAAAAGUUUAGAAAAAGCUCACGCCGAAGUAGACCGAGCUGCCCAGGAUACCGAAGAAGCCAAGAGGGUAAGGGAUUGGGCCAUAUCGCAGAGAGAGAAAAUAGUCCAAGAAAGAGAUUCGGUGAAAACAUUGUGUGAUAAUUUACGCAAAGAGCGUGAUAAAGCCAUCUCCGAUUUGCUGUCGGCCAUAAGGGACAGUGAGAAAAUCAAGAAGCAGAAAGAUGAAGCUCAAAGAAAAAUAGAUGUGCUUAAAGAACAACUGGAACAAAAUCAAAACAAUGAUUCAUCUUCGCGUCGUAGUUUCCGCAUGAGCACUUAUGAGGCUGAGGAUAUAAUGGAUAUUGAUUUGACCAAUUAUCAUGCAGAUUGCGAUAUUGGUAUUAUCAUAGAUGACAGCCAGCAAAGGCAAUUGGUGUGUGGCGUUACGAAUGUUUCGCCCGCAUUUGGUAAACUGAAAAUAAAUGAUGUCAUAGUCAAAGUGAACAAUUUGGACUGCCAAGGUCUAAGUAAACGCAUGUUAAUUGAUGAAAUACGCUCCUCGGCUCCACGUUGUAAUCUCUUGGUGUCCCGUACUCGUCAGAGUAAGAGACACUUCUACACAGUGCAUUUGAAUUUGCAGCAAAAUCCGAAUCAUGGCCUCCACUUAGACACGGGGGUGUUCAUUUCGAAAAUUGAACCCAAUUCGUUGGCAGCAUUUGAACCUGAACUUGAGCCCGGCGAUAGAAUACUUUCGAUCAAUAACAAAUCCAUGGAAGGUAUACAAUCUGUAGAAGACGUAAUGUCAAUUUUGAAUGAUGAUCGCAACGAAUCUAUAACGUUAUUUGCUUUAAAAAAUGUCCAAGACUCUAGUAAUUCCGAAACCCAAAGAAGAAUGACUACGUCGGCCGCACAAACGGACUCAAUUGAUUCGAUGCACCGUGUGACAGGCACAAAACAUCCUUCGAAAAUAGCCGAAAUGUUAAGUAAAUUUAAAGAGAAGAUUCACAUUUCCAAACCGGGUUCCGAUGGUGAUCAUUUCGCCCAAGAACAUGAUGCUUUGGCGGCCUUGGAUUCAGUAUUAAGUGAAAAUUCCUCGGAGAAAAGUAAAGAAAAUCUCUUCAAACGCAAUAAAAGCAAGAAAAAAGAAAAGGAAGCGGCUGCAAAAAGUAUGGGUACUUGGCCCAGAACGAAUAUAUUGCAAGCAUCACAAGAAAAUCCAACUGGCACUAUAGUGCAGAGGGAAAAGAAACGUGCACCUUUGUCCUUGUUUACCGCAGGACCCAUUAAUGUAGACAAAGAUGAUGAACGUGUGGAUUCAGAUGAGGCGCCGCCACCACCUUUGCCACCCGUGCAAAAUAAACCGCAGGCGCACAUACGCAAUGGGGUAGUGGGUUCUAAUAUCAAGCACAACCCCAAUAGAAAUUCGAAUCCUAUUCCUGCUUCCGUAUUGUUUCAAAAUUCAAAUGCUUCUGCUGGAAAUGGCAACAGUAACAACUAUACAGUUAAUAAUUAUAUGAGACAUUCGGUGUAUGCAACACCUUCAGGUAUGGAGUCGGAACCUUUGGUUAUGGAACAGUCCAAACCUUUGCAGAGACCAAAUCCUAUAAUGGCAGCUGCUCCCAAUAUGAGAGCUAAGCAGACAGAUAAAUAUGGCAAUCCAAGAAUACAAAAUCACAACUAUCAAAAUCGUUAUUCCUUGAACAUCACCCCCACAGAACUGUAUAAAACCACGGGUCAACAAGCCCAACAACAGGUCAUCAAUAACGGCGGUCAACAUACUGCGCAACAGCAGCAGCAAAUGAUUUUAGGAGGGGAUUUAAUAGCGCGUAAACAACAUUUAUUUGACAUGUUCCACAACAAUACGUCACCGAAUAACAAAUCCGCUCCUCAUCCAGCGCUAUUUGUGCCGCUGCAACCACCCCAACCCCCGCCUCAUUCAACGAAUUUCAUGCGAUCAAAUUCUUCUAAUCAACAGCAACAAAACUCUUUAGAUAUGAUAUCUAUGAAAUCUCAAAAUUCAAUAGAUUCUAUACUCUCCACCAAAAGUCCGCCAAUAAGCGAAUAUGCUAUACUUGCCAACUAUCCUAAGCGUGGUAUUCCCAUGCCACAAUCGGCUCCUGGGUCGGCUUCAAAAAAUGUCUCGAAAUAUCCCAGCGAUAGUGAAAGUAUUGCCUCGGGCAUAACAAGCGGGGCCGGUCUCUUUCACUCGUCCAACAAUGGUCCACCCUCUAGACAUAUGCCCUUGUUUCCCUCCUUUACCCAGUCAACACAUUCAGCUAUGAGACCUAUACGCCACUCUAGUCCGUUAACUUUGCCCUCGCCACCACCUCUGCAUCCCGGAAGCGGUGGAUCCGGAUCAAAUGCUCAUCCUCAUCAUUUAGACUCGUCGAUUGGUAUACCCACCUCAUCGGUGGACAAAUUCGAUAUGGAUUACAUGAAUUCUUCAGCACACAGCCAACAUCAUCAGCAAACACAUCCCCAUUAUUUGAAUGACUACCCGCCUAAUAUACCCAACCACAAUGCCUAUCAUCCUCUACCCAGUAUCCCGUCAUCGGGGCAGGGCGUCAUCUAUGAGGGUGGUACUUUUCCUCGCAAAAAAGAUCAUCAGCGUUUACGCAUACCCUCCAACCCAAGUGUAGCUAGUAAAAAUAGCGGUGUUAAAAAUAGUUCUGGUUCCAUCGAUCAUCAUUAUGCCUCGGCCAAUAAUCCAUCAGCCCUAAUGUCAACAUCCAUGGCGCCGUAUCCGAAUGUGGGCGGUGGCGCUAUUAUGACGCAUCAUCAUCACACGGCAUUGACAAAUGUGGCCGCUAAUGGCGGGAAUAGUGGUCGCGGUUCACCUAUGCCGCAGGUUCACGUUGAAGUGUUGUCGCACGGCGGCAGUAAACGCAAUUCGAAUGUGCCGUCGGAUUUUUUAUGCCCUGGAGAUCUUAGAAGAGUCACGAUUGAAAAGAGCGAUAAAUCGCUUGGUAUUACAAUACAAUGUAAUAAUAAUGGUGGUGGUAUUUUUGUGUCAACUGUAGCCGACAAAAGUAUCGCCACUCGUGCUGGUCUUCAGGUGGGCGAUCAACUCUUAGAAGUAUGCGGUUUGAAUAUGCGUUCGGCUACCAAUGAUAUAGCAGCUAAUGUCUUGCGUCAAUGUGGUAACUCGAUAACUAUGUUGGUGCAGUAUAAUCCAGAAAAAUUUCACUCAACUGAAUAUGAAGGCACUCAUAAUUUAGAACCUGAAUCUCCGGUCAAUCAUUCGGGAUCACCAACACCACGUAACUCUCCCCGACCACCCAUACGUCCCAUGAUGGCCUCCUUGCCGCCAAUGAUAAUGCCAGCAUUAACGCCCUCAUCCAAUUCAAUGACACAAAGUGCAAUAAUGCCCCAAUCAUCUUCGAUGAUUUCACAAAAAUCCAUAAAAGAUCAGAGUUUUGCCGAUAGUCUGGAAAAUCAAUCCGAUAUAAGCAGUAGUCAAGAUAUACCAUCAUCAAAUGCUACAACAACUACAACGGCUUCGACCACCUCCACGCUGCCAUACGAGGAAGAGCCGCGUUAUGUAACACUCCACAUGGAUAAGUCAAAAAACCCGGGUAUAAAACUAUUUGGCGGCAAUAAAGUGGGUAUUUUUGUACAUGAUGUUCAUCCGGGAUCACCUUCAGAUCGAGCUGGUGUACGCAAAGGCGAUCAAAUAUUGGAGUAUAAUGGUGUCGAUUUACGUUGUGUAACCGCCGAACAGGCUGCUAAUGAGAUCUCGAAAUUAACCGAUACUGUAACCAUGUUGGUGCAAAAUAAAUUAAAAAAAUUAAAGCAAAUCAAGGAUAAAUCAGGUGAUUCUUUUUAUAUACGUGUGGGGUUUGAUCGUACUGGCGACUUGAAUGAAGGUGAUUUGCGUUUUGUUAAAGAUGAAGUUCUGUAUGUGGACAAUACGGUUUUUAAUGGAACUUUUGGUUUAUGGCGUGCUUGGAAAUUGGAUGGAAAAGGUUAUCGCAAAGAAUGUGGCAUCAUACCUUCACAAAUGAAAGUGGAAGAAGAAUUACGAGCAGCAGAGGUGGUAGAGUGUGAGAGUGGCAGCACGGCCCGUCGAGGCAGCACUUCUACACGUCGUUCGUUUUUUCGUCGCAAAAAACAUCAGCGUAGCUCAUCGAGAGAUUCGACAGAAAUAGCUAGUUUUAGUAACACACAAUUGAGUUAUUUUCCUGACUCAGGCAUCCUCAAUGAUGAUGGUGGAAUUUUAAGUUAUCAAAGGGUUGAACGAUUGGAUUCUCCCGUUCGCCGACCUGUUUUAAUAAUAGGACCACUGUCUGAGUGUGUUAUGGAACGUUUGACUAUAGACUUUUCAAAUCUCUUUAAAUUUUGUGAAGUAACUGCCAUGGAUUGCUCCCAAGAUGCCAUGGAGGAGGGACUGCAACAAAAUAUAUUCGUGGAUUAUCGCAGGCGAGGCAAUAAGUUUGAAUGUACUACGGUGGAAACUAUUAACAAUGCAUGCAAGAAUGAUCGUCGCCACUGUAUACUCGAUAUAUCCAUAUCAGCCGUAGAGCGCUUGCAGCGUUUACAGAUCUAUCCAAUUGUUUUACUUUUACGUUUUAAAUCGGCUAAACAAAUACGGGAAAUUCGUGACUUUGGCACUGAUAAAAUAUCAGCCAAGGCAGCUAAGGAAAUGUACGAGCGGGCACUCAAAUUAGAAAGUGAUUAUAAGCAGUAUAUAUCAGCCGUAAUUCCGGGUGUUAGCAUUAAACACAUGUGUACCCAAAUUAAAGAUGCAGUUGACAAGGAACAGGAUAAAAUCUUAUGGGUGCCUGUUUCAAAUAUUUAAUAUAUAAAUAAAUAACUAUAGACAACGAAGCGAUAUAUACCUACAUACAUACAGCAUACAUAAAUGGAAUAUAGUAUUUUAUUAUUUGUCUACUGUGCGCACAUCAAACUAUACUGUAAAUUAUUUUAUAUACAUUUUUUUUUAUUUUUACUUUAAAUUGCUGUCUAACACAAGCUUAAUAAGUAUUUAAUUUUUUCGUUUUGCUUCUUAAGGAAACGUAUGUGUUUGUUUAAGCUACUUACUUAGCCUUACUUUAAGUUUAUCGCAAAAACUUGAAUUUUUCAACUACUAGUAUUCUUUUUUCUUAACUUUGUGUUGUUUUUUAUUUUUUAUUUCUUCUACUAGCGCUUUAAUUGAAAAGUAUUUUCAUUUUAUUAAUUUUAAAUAAACAAACUAUGCUUUAAUAUAUUUUUUUUGAAAAUUUUCUCUUUAUUGUUUAACAUUUUAAGUUAAAUUUUUUCUUUUUAAUUAAUCUUUAACUAUAAUGUGUUUGCUUUGCCUUUACUUUUUUCUUGUUGUAUUUAUUAAAUUUUUAUUAUUUUAAGUUAUAUUUUCUUUUCUUUUAGCACAUUUACUAUUACUAUUUACUACUUACAAUAUUUUCUUAAAAAAUAUUAUGAUAAAACUUAUGUAAAUUAAGUGCCUUAAGUGUUUAUUUUUCCAAUUAACAAUUAGAAAUUGUUAAAAUUUUUGUAAAAUGUUUUGUAAUAGACAAUAAUAAUAAAAUUUUAUAUUAAUAUAUAUAUAUUUUUCUUUAUAUAUAUCCUAUAUACACAAAAUACAUAUUAUCUGGGUUACAGGGUUCUAUUUUAAAAAUAAAUUUUUUUUUUAAUUAUUUACAUUUUACAUGCAAAACUAUAUAUAUUUGAUGUUUUUAUAUUGAAAUAAACAAAAUGUAACCUAAUAUUUAUACAAAUACAUACAAGAAAUGCUUUUUUUAAAUAAAUUUUUUUUAAUAUUAUUAAA